AUGGCGCCCCUCACGACCGUAACGCGCGCGCUCGCGCGGUCCUCACCAGCCGCCGCCCUCCUCCGCCCGCUGACGGCCGCGGCCACCAUGAGCACGUCGCCGGCGCUCCGCGACGCCUCGUCCACCUACCAGAGCCCCUUCAAGGGCGAGAGCGACAGCACCAAGAUGCCCGACUUCACAAAAUACAUGAGCAAGAACGGCGGCGGCAACCAGGUCUUCUCCUACUUUAUGGUCGGCGCCCUCGGCGCCAUCUCGGCCGCCGGCGCUAAGUCCACCAUCCAGGAAUUCCUCAAGAACAUGGCCGCCUCGGCUGAUGUCCUGGCCAUGGCCAAGGUCGAGGUCGACCUCGGUGCCAUCCCGGAGGGCAAGAACGUCAUCAUCAAGUGGAGAGGCAAGCCCGUCUUCAUCCGCCACCGCACAGCGUCCGAGAUCGACGAGGCCAACCAAGUCAACGUCGCGUCAUUAAGAGACCCCCAGUCCGACGAGGACCGUGUCAAGAAGCCCGAGUGGCUCAUCAUGCUUGGCGUGUGCACACACUUGGGAUGUGUACCCAUCGGCGAGGCCGGCGACUACGGAGGUUGGUUCUGCCCGUGCCACGGCUCCCACUACGACAUCUCCGGCCGCAUAAGGAAAGGACCCGCGCCGCUGAACCUCGAGAUCCCGGCGUACGACUUUUCCGACGACGACAAGCUGGUCAUUGGUUAA
Molecule: messenger RNA, 705 nt
Organism: Lasiosphaeria miniovina
Lineage: Eukaryota; Fungi; Ascomycota; Sordariomycetes; Sordariales; Lasiosphaeriaceae
Product: cytochrome b-c1 complex subunit Rieske
Exons: 4
Coding region: 1-705 (234 amino acids)
Biological process (GO): mitochondrial electron transport, ubiquinol to cytochrome c
Cellular component (GO): membrane
Molecular function (GO): quinol-cytochrome-c reductase activity; 2 iron, 2 sulfur cluster binding
Source: RefSeq, a predicted model, not a curated record